AACACACCCACCGCCCAGCAGACACCAAAACGAACCUCUUCGCAUGACCGACUUCAUUUGAAUCUGGUGAGGGAGGGAGUGGAGGUCUGGCGCCCGUCCUUAGCACUGUUAUUUCUCCCGCUGCCUUCGAACAACACAGUCGAUUCUCCUUAGGAAAACGGCUGAAUGGAGAGAAGAACAUUGUUCUAUGACAGCACUAAGGAAACUACCAGAAUUUCUUAUUUUCGAAGACAGUUUGCAAGUAGCUGCAUAUCAACGAGCAAUUUUCAAAUUCGUAUAGUGAGGUUCGCUGUAGUGUAAGAGGCAAAGUGAGAAGUAGCGGCCACCUUUUGAGUAAAAUAACCCCUAAAAGAUCAGAACCUACAGUAUUAUCGUUAGUGUCAUUUGGUAAGUAAUUUCACAUUUGCCAGAUUAGUUUGACAGUUGGCUGGAAUCAUGACUCGGAGAUCCUGUGUAAUUUACGCUACUGGAAUUGUCUGCGCCCACCUACUGAUAGUGGGGAUCGCCUUGGUGGUGGCUCAAGUCUUUCAAACAAUGAUUCACAACCGGCUAAAAAAGGAAUUGACUUUGACAGAGGCAAGCCGAGUAUUUGAGUCAUGGAAGAACCCGCCGCCUCCAGUCUACAUGGAGUAUUACUUCUUCAACGUGACCAAUCCAGAAGUGUUCUUAGCAGGGGGAAAGGCAGUGGUCACCCAGAUUGGACCUUACACUUACAGGGAAUACAGACCUAGGGAAAAUGUGACUUUCCUUGAAAAUGGAACCAAGGUUUAUGCCCUGAAUCCCAAAAGCUUUGUCUUCGUCCCAGAGAAGUCCAGAGGUAAUCCAGAGGUCGACAUUCUGAGGACAGUCAACAUCCCAGCUGUGGCGGUGAUGAGUGAGCUGAACUCCUACUCCUUCCUGCUGCGUACCUUCGUCUCCAUAUAUAUGAAGUCCCUCGGCGUGGAGAUCUUCAUGACCCGCACCGUCCACGAGGUGCUGUGGGGCUUCAAGGACCCUUUGCUCACCAAAAUCCACAGCAUUAGGCCAGAGGUGGAUGAGAUGUUUGGGCUGAUGUGGAAGAAAAAUGGAACUCAUGAAGGAGAGUUUGUGUUCCUGACUGGCGAACGUGACUACAUGGAAUAUGGCAGAAUAGACACAUGGAACGGGUUGACUGAAAUGUCAUGGUGGUCCUCUAACCAGAGCAACAUGAUCAACGGGACGGACGGCAGUGUGUUCCACCCUCUGUUGUCUAGGAAAGAGCUGCUGUACAUCUUUGCGGCUGACCUCUGCAGGUCUAUCCAUCUGGGUUAUGUUGAGGACGUGGACGUGAAGGGCAUCCCAGCCUACCGUUUUGCCCCGCCCCACGACGUCCUGCAGAGUCCUGAGGAGAACCCCACUAACGCCGGCUUCUGUGUGCCAGCUGGCGACUGCCUCGGCACCGGGGUGCUAAAAGUCAGUGUUUGCAGAGAAGGUGCACCUAUCGUGGUGUCGUUCCCCCACUUUUAUCAGGCAGAUGACAAGUACAUUAAUGCUGUUGAUGGACUGCACCCCAACAAGGAGGAGCAUGAAACUUACCUUGACCUUAACCCGACCACUGGGGUUCCCAUCCGUGCUUGCAAGAGAGCCCAGCUCAAUAUAAUUUUGAACAGAGUUCAAGGCUUCCCCAAAACCAAACAUCUAAACGAGAUAAUUUUUCCCAUCAUGUUUGUCAAUGAGACGGCCACUAUUGACGAUGACUCUGCUGCCCAGAUGAGAACCCUGUUGCUCAUCGUGACCUUGGUGUCCAACUUCCCUCUGCUCAUCGUGGGCAUGGGAGCCAUCCUGCUCAUUGUCCUAGUCGUCCUGGUCUGCAGGUCUCGCCAGAAGAAGAAUGAAGUAAAACGUAUUGAUUUUACUGAAGCUUUUCAUUCUUUUACUACGGCAAAAGAUGAAACGGCCUACACUCAAGUCAGCGACAAACCAGAGGUUGAACCAUCAGAAAACAACUAUACCAACCAGCCAAUGAGGAACGGCUCCUACAUCGCCAUGUCUCCCGUGGAGGCUCAGAAGUGUUGAUGCAGGCUGCAUUGUGUGGCGGGGCAGGCGGAGCAUUAUAACCAAGGCAGGGUUUUUCAGUGCGGACAGGGGUUUUCACUUUUGGGCAACCACCCCAAUAAAUGUCCAUGUCAAUCAAGAUGCUGCUCAUCUCAAUGAUGCUCUUGACUAUCCUGCUGAGCAUGGUCUUUCUGCCUGCCAUAGUGCAAAACAACAACUCCUGUCUACUACUACUACUACUACUCCUACUGUCACUUCUGUCUCUGUUCUGUUGGGCUCAGUGCUGGGUUCAUGAAGGAACACUUGGACAGCCAGGACAAAGCUUUUUUGAGUAUUUUCUGCGAGGGAAUAAGUAUCAAAUUAGGCAGUAUUCUCACUAAUUAAUAACAACCACUGAGCAGUCACUAUCAGCGUUCUACUGACUGAUGGGUAGUCUUCACCUGAUUUAAUGAAGACUAGAGGGUCCUGAAACAUUUCUUUGUAUCAGUGUUUGUGAGGUCACCUCAAACAGCCACCAGAUUAAAACAUCUGGUAUUCUUCUCUCCCUGUAACUGAGUAUUCACUGACUCAGAAUAUAAGUGGUUUUGCUAGUAAAACUGUACUUAGCAUAUCCUUUUUGAAGAAAAAAGAAAUUGACUACUUAUUUUAUUUUCCAGGGAUGAAUCCGUCAGUGCACACACCCAAGUUGUUAUCAAAUAGAAUUUGUGACAGUUUGUGUGUGCAUGUCUUACCAUGCAGUAUGACAACUGAGAAACUAGACAUUUAGCUCUUUUUCCCUUUCCCUUCACCUUUCCCAACACUAGUUUGAGACAGAUUUUUUUUCUAAACCUUAGACAUUUCCUCAGAUAAGGCAUUAGUAAAUAGCUGCUUUCCCAUUCAGGAAAGGCCUUAACUUUCAUCUCAUAUUGAAAUUGUAAGAAAAGAAACAUACCCACAAAACUUAUAAGGGAGACUUGAACCUACUUUCUGCCUUACAAUUUUCUGUGUUUCUUUGUUGAUAUGGUAAAAAGCUGGAUAUCUUAAUAGUUGUACAUAUGCAAGGGGGAAAUGUCUGGCUACCUCUGACCUAAUCCAGCAAGUAGUCACAGGUGUGCCAAAGACACCAUUUUUUUAACAUCAGUGUGGACCCACUUUGUGUGUCUGCAUCAAUACUUGGAGAAAGCACAAUUUGGAUUGAUAGUACAGUCCUCAUAACAAGGUGACCAGGUUUUCACAUAAAGACGAAACACUGUUAGAAACAUCGACUGGUGCGCCGUAAAAAAAAAACGCAGGUGAAUUGUAGAAUAAACAAUCGGGCCAUGCACACCGCUUCUGCUGUGCAUGUUAUGUCAGAGUCAACUGGCUUGCCAAGGAGCUGUAGAUAUUCAGACGAACAUGGCACUUGAAUCACUCUUUGUCUGAUGUUUUGAUUUUUUUUUUUGCCAUUUUGGUCACUAGUCUCUGUGUUGUGUCAAGCCUUUUGGCAGUUGCUUCUGGAAAAAAUGAACUAAGGCCAUAAUACUGUCAACUUGAAAAUUCCUGCACUUUCCCCAAAAAAAGAACGUGCCCUGUAUUUUUUGGGUUGUUAUAUAAAAUGCAAGGGUCCUUCUGUGUAUUUCAGUAGUUUGCCCCAGGGUUGUUUUUCAAUGUGGUUCCUGAGGUGUUAUUCUAGAUGGACACUUUGCCUUUGUUACUUGCUUUUCAGUACAUUGAAUAUGAUUUUUUUAUUUGUAUCUAUUAUUGCUGCUAUUAAUUGCCAUAACCUAUGGACUUGUAUUUUUUAUAUGGAUGAGCCAUCCAUGCUCAUAUUCUGUUUUUAAGGUUGUUCCAACAGAAACCAGUAUCAACUUCUGAAUUGCUAUGUCUGGUCUCUGUGAAGCAACUCUUUAAAUAUUGAAGAAUAUUUGAGCAGGAUACAAUGCCCAAAGCUUGCUGUCAUUUACUGUGAUUAGCACACAACUAUAGAUAGCAACACAUUGUAACAUGAGGAAUUGUCCAUAUUGAGAUCAUUUUGAUAUUUGUAAUACUUGUUUCUGUGGGUGAUUUGUAGGGUUUGUUCAACUGGAAACUCUGGAGUUCUAGAUGGGAUGCCCUAGUAAACAAAUUUUAUAUAUAUAUAUUUUUUUUCAAGCAUGAGUUUGGUUGUGCAAUUAAGGACGUUUGUCAGACAUGGCUUUGGGCAUCUACUCAAACUUUGGUCCUGGUUAUAUUAUAUGUCAAGGACCAAUAAACAGUAGGCCUUUUCAGCUCAAUCUAUAUACAAGCAAUCAUGGCCUUGUGCAUGUAUUGCUUACUUGUUUAAUCAUCACAGUAUAUCUUACCAUCCUUAUUGACUUGAAUCUAUAAGACCUUAAACCUGAACUGUGUUGUGUGCGCGUGCACACACGCAUACACCUGAGCCAAUACUUACCACUGUCUGACUGACUAGUCCCAUUCACCUUUUGUACCCAAUCAUUCAAGUCCAUUCGCUCCCCUGUGCUUGACCAAAGAUAACCUACAUAGAUCGGUUCCAGCUCGUGUUUACUCAAUUUAGAGAUAACGGUUGUGCCGCCACCACCGUCUGCCUACCUUCUAUACUAUGGCUGCGUCUGGAAUUGCACCCUAUAUCGUUUACAGUGCAUUACUUUUGACCAGGGCCCACAGGCUCUGGUCAAAGGUAGUGCCCCCUGGUCAAAGAUAGUGCCCCCUGGUCAUAGAUAGUGCCCCCUGGUCAAAGAUAGUGCCCCCUGGUCAAAGGUAGUGCCCCCUGGUCAAAGGUAUUGCCCCCUGGUCAAAGGUAUUGCACUGUAUAGGGAAUAAGUUGCUGUUUUGGAUGCAUUCCAAAUGCAGUGUAUUUACAACAGUGUUUGAGUCAUGUGCUUCUCCCAUCAAGGCCAAAACAUGUAGUUUUUACAAUUUGAUAAGGAUUAUUAAUAUUAAGCGAACUUCAAAGGGUUAAAAUGCAUCUCUAAUGUGAAGGGGAAAAACUGAGUUAUGUAUUGACGCAGCAAUACAAGGUUAUGUAAAAUGUUAUAUAAAAGUUUUUUAAUCUGACACAAUAUUUAUGUAUCCAUAUGUUCAUUGUUAUAUUUGUCCCGAGUGUACGUUUUUUGUGGUCGUGUUUCAUUUCUAAGUACAGUUUAUUUUUUAAUAUUCAACGGGGGUUAUCGCACACAUGUUCAGUUUGUAUCAUGAAAUGUUUGUCUCACAGAGAAAUACAUCUUGUAAAGCUGGUUCAUAAUGUGAGAUAUUGAUCCAUCAGUGAGGGUAGCAAAGUCCCCAAAUGUUCUGAGAGAAUUCCUUCAUGGUUGUGAAUGUGUGUGUGUGUAGGAUAAUAAGCUAAUGUAGACCUAUUUUUGUGCAGCUAAUGCACAGUUUUGUCAAACUGGAGUGAUUAAUUGGAAGGCUGACUAUCUGUGUACAUGUGUAGGGAGAUUGCCUUGGUGCCAGAACAGGAACAAGGGAAGUGUACUCUCAAUCUAACCCAUAGAUGAAUGAAGCCCUCCUUCAGGGAAGAAGAACGCUGGUGCCAUACAUCCUUUUAUUUCAGAAAUGUACUUAAACGUUACGGAUUUUUGUUUUAAGCAGUGUAGCAACUGUAUACUGUUCACAUGUCAUUGCGUGUAAGUUUCUCAGUCACCGACUAACAGACAUUUCAUGUUACUUCUGAGAUAUAUAUUUUUUUGCUGCUGAAAGUGACAAUCGUCAUGUUUGGUGCAAAACUAUUUCAAAAGUAAUCCAUAACUUUUAGUUAAUUUACACUGCACAAAUGUUUAUACAAUGCUUUUGUAAACAUUUUUAGUGUAUUUGCGAAAAUAAAUAUAUUUGCAAUGAAUGCAAAGAAUACA
Messenger RNA from Oncorhynchus mykiss (rainbow trout), 5819 nucleotides. It is a transcript of the gene scarb2a, whose product is annotated as scavenger receptor class B, member 2a. Gene Ontology annotation, cellular component: lysosome; membrane; cytoplasm. Gene Ontology annotation, molecular function: scavenger receptor activity. Gene Ontology annotation, biological process: protein targeting to lysosome; receptor-mediated endocytosis. NCBI's taxonomy places the organism in Eukaryota, Metazoa, Chordata, Actinopteri, Salmoniformes, Salmonidae. The record is from RefSeq and is a predicted model, not a curated record.